Molecule: messenger RNA, 6236 nt
Organism: Anolis carolinensis (green anole)
Lineage: Eukaryota; Metazoa; Chordata; Lepidosauria; Squamata; Anolidae
Gene: dnajc27
Product: DnaJ heat shock protein family (Hsp40) member C27
Exons: 7
Coding region: 55-867 (270 amino acids)
Biological process (GO): phagosome-lysosome fusion
Cellular component (GO): late endosome; phagocytic vesicle; lysosome
Molecular function (GO): GTP binding; GTPase activity
Source: RefSeq, a predicted model, not a curated record
GCCUGGACCGGGGCCCGAAAAGGAAGGCAAGGCGCCUCUCCGUCCUUCUCGGGAAUGGAGGCCAAGCGCAGGGAGCCGAGGAAGGCGCUCCGGAUCAAAGUCAUCUCCAUGGGCAACGCGGAGGCGGGCAAGAGCUGCAUUAUAAAGCGCUACUGUGAGAAGCGGUUUGUGCCUAAAUACCUUGCAACAAUUGGUAUUGAUUAUGGUGUCACCAAAGUGCAGGUCCGGGACAGAGAAAUCAAAGUGAAUAUCUUUGACAUGGCUGGACACCCCUUCUUUUAUGAGGUCCGCAAUGAAUUUUAUAAAGACACCCAAGGUGUAAUCCUAGUAUAUGAUGUUGGGCAGAAGGAGUCAUUUGAUGCCCUUGAUUCAUGGCUUGCUGAGAUGAAGCAGGAACUUGGACCACAUGGCAAUAUGGAGAACAUUGUCUUUGUUGUUUGUGCCAACAAGAUUGACUGUUCCAAGCUUCGCUGCGUGGAUGAAAGUGAAGGCCGGCUGUGGUCAGAAAGCAGAGGCUUCUUUUAUUUUGAGACCUCUGCACAAACGGGCGAGGGAAUCAAUGAGAUGUUUCAGACUUUCUAUUCGGCCAUUGUUGAUUUGUGUGACAAUGGUGGGAAGCGGCCUGUGGCCAGCAUGAGCAUCAGUUUCACAAAGGAGCAAGCAGACACCAUCCGAAGGAUCCGCAGUAGCAAGGACAGCUGGGACAUGCUGGGUGUCAAACCUGGGGCCACAAGGGACGAGGUGAACAAGGCUUACCGAAAGUUGGCGGUCCUUCUCCACCCAGACAAGUGCAUGGCUCCUGGCAGUGAGGAUGCCUUCAAAGCUGUGGUCAAUGCCCGGACUGCUUUGCUCAAAAACAUCAAGUAAACAAGCAGGAAUCUGUUUCUUCUCCCAAGAGUAGGUGAUCAAGGCCCUGCUGAGCAGGUUGCCUCUCCUCCUGCUUAAGCGAGAGACAUCAAAGGGGCUUCCUGCUUCAAGCGAGGAUGGUGGGAGCAAAGCCCAGGGGAACUGCUAGAAGUAGCCUCCCCUUGCUGUUUGCAUCUCAUUCAUCUUGAAACGUUUCCUGUGCUGCUGCAAACCAACUUGGUGCAGGUUGCUUCUCUGGAGAGGAUUCCUAAAUCCACCUGGCUCCUGCAGCAACUACAGUGUUCUUUUCUUUCCCCUGUAGGGAUGGAGUUAACUCUAAAAUAUUUCCUAUUUUGUAUGUGUUUUGUGUUUUGUUAUGCUAAAUUUGGUGCUCGAGUUCAGCCUGAUCUGAUUUACCUUCCACUUACUCCAAGAUCUAGCCAUUUGCCACUUCUGUACAGAUUACUGUUAGACCACAUUUCUUCAGUAAUGGGCCUGUGUGUGCUCUGCCUUUUCCUCAGUUAUGUGGUAUUGUCAGGUAUUCUUUCCAAGCCCUUAGGGUACCUUAUGCUGCACAGAGAUGGAUAAGAAAACAUGACAGGACCGAGGUAUCAAAACCAACACAAGAUACGACUAGAAACAGUCCCUGUAGCACAGGCAUGGGCAAACUUUGGCCCUCCUGGGCAUUUUUUGUAGUCUGUCCAGCCCUGGGAUUAUUGGGGUAGGUUUAGGAUCUCAUUUUUUCUGUAUUAGAGGUUUGGUCAUAUGGUGCAGUGGGCAAUUUCCUGGUCUGAAUAGAGAACCAUUCCCAAUGCAGACCAGAAGAAAACCCAAAUUCUUGUUGAGUUCCAGGGAUGCCUUUACUAGGGCAGUAGGAGUUUUCUCUCAGUGGAAGAGGAUCUCCAUGGCUUCUCCCAUUUAAAGGUACAAAUGAAUAUUAAUUAAGAUGAAUCCUCUAGUUGUACACAGAUUGCUGUUGGCAAAGCUUCUCUUUUUGAUCUGUCUGUUGCUUCCCCAAAGACUUGCCUGUUCGUAAAAGGAAUGUAAACAAGAUUGGCCUUACAAUGUCUACAUUACAUUUCUUAAUGCAGGGGCAUAACUCAGAGCCCUAACCUUAGAAGCAAAUUGACCAGCGUAGAGACUAGAAUCUGGCAUUGGAGGAGCUACCAGAGUUUCAACAGCCUCUUGAGGCACCACUUUCAACAGUUAUUUUUCCAGCAAAAUGAGUGUCUAGCAAAUAUUGGAUAUGGAUAACCUGAGCACUAAAACUGAAGCAUCAUGAAUCUUACUCAGUACAGCAUUUUCUCCCUUCCAUUACAUAGUACUUGUGCUAAUGCUGCCCUUGGAACUCCAAAGCCAGGAAGCAGCAUUCCACCUCUGACAUGUUUCUAAAUGCGCGCCUAGUCUGUAUUAAGGCUAGGAAGACAAUAACAAGACAUGACUUUAUCUACUGAUCCACUCAAGCACAGCUUGGGAACUAAACUGUAAGACCAGAAUCCUGUUGGUGCACUGUGCUUUUGUAAACUCUCCUUAAUGCUGGUGUAGUGCACUUUUUUGCCUGCAAGUGAGGUCAUGGAAGGGAAAGCUCUUUCUGGCAGCAGGGAAAGCUUUGGAGCUGGCAGGGCAGCUUUCUCUGCUGACUGAGACAGUUAUCCCUGCUGUCCUGGUGUCCAUUUCCCCCUGGAAACUUGGGAAGAGUUUUUCCUGAAGCUUCUGUUUGGAAAGCUAUAUUUUUGUAAAUGGUCCAAAUAUAAAUUACAAUUAAGAGCUUUCUUAACUUAAGCUGAGCUAUGGAAAACCUCAACAAGUGGCCUUCCAGGCAGCCUGUCAUCCCUGAGAGAAGUGAACCUUUCCAUAAGAGCCAUGAAUCAAUUAGUCCUGCUAUGGAUAAGCCCCUCUCUACUAUAAGAAAGAAGCACAGAGCUUCCUGUUCUUCUUUUGUGGGUGGACUUUAUUUGGCCUUUCCUAGCAAUAUUUUUGAUGUCUAAAGAAUCAUAGAAUAGUAGAGUUGGAAGAGACCUCAUGGGCCAUCUAGUCCAACCCCCUGCCAAGAAGCAGGAAAUCGCAUUCAAAGCACUCCCGACAGAUGGCCAUCCAGCCUCUGUUUAAAAGCCUCCAAAGAAGGAGCCUCCACCACAGUCUGGGGGAGAGAGUUCCACUGCCGAACAGCCCUCACAGUGAGGAAGUUCUUCCUGAUGUUCAGGUGGAAUCUCCUUUCCUGUAGUUUGUAGUUAAAGGGUGAGUUCAUCCACCACAAAGAGUUUAUUUACCCCAAAAGCUCUUCCUUUUUUAUUAGUUUUAAACCCUAAAUUUUUCCUUUUGCCUGUUCUAUUUAUUAGAGAGCUAACGGUGUUAACUUUCACCCUUGUGUGCUAAGUCCACAAACAAGGAGGAGCCUUUUCUCUUGGGGUAGGAAGCCAGCCAUGGAGACCUCCCUUACUCUAUAGAAAAGGAAUUUUCACUUUGAGUUCAGAAUUCCUGUCUCAUGGACUGCUUCUUGAUCUCCUGACUUGAGACUCAAGUACCAGGAAGCUUUCUUUGGGUCUGAUAACACAUUUCGUGGCUUAGUAUGCAUUUCAAGCAGUAGCAUGGGGCUUCUCAGAAAGAGGUGUGACAGAGGUACAAAAGGAAUGAGAGAAAUACAAACAUGGGGCACCUCCCCCCCCCCCCCCCCACAAAUCCUGUGGAAGUUGGAGUCCCAAAUCCAGAAAAUCCUUGCUUACUCUCAUCAAGUUAAAAUGCUUGAAUUGGCGUUCUCAAGAUUGAAAUAGCAACAAGUGAUCUAGAUAAGUAUGGGAUACAGGUGAAUUAUGUCUCAUUUGAUUUCCGGGAAUCAUAUCUGUCUUGUUCUUUUAAUACCUUCCUUCCUGGAAACUUGCUUUCUGGAAACUUGCUGCCGGCUAUAAUCAAAGGAGGGUUGUUUCUUUCUCUCCACUCCUCUUUCUUUGCCUUGCUCCUCUUUCCUCACCUGCCCACCAUUCAUAUCUAGACCACCUUAGGGAAAUGUGAGAAUGGGAAGUGGAGGCAUGGUAGCUGCAUCUGAUUGAAAAUACAACCCCUCCCUUGCUCGCUUUGCUGUCCUUUGAUCCUUCAAGUCUAUGGUUCGUAAAUGUUGGUCUUCCAGAUGUUAUGGACUUUGGCUCCCAGAAACCCCAGCCAGCUUGUCCUAUUAGUGGGAAUCUUGGGAGCUGAAGUCUAAAACAACUUGGAAGACCAAAGUUUGGGAACCACUGCCUUAAAAGUAUAGAUUGGUAUGGAGUGGCUGGAAGAUUGGCAACUGGGCUUGCAGCGAGAAAGGGUGGAAAUUGCACACUUUUGCAGAUAGGACUUGUCAUUGACUACUUGUGAAGCAACCAUAUCAUGUGCAAUGCUCAUUCUGUGACUUUCAGGAAAUAAUGGCAUGUGGCCAGCAAAGUUCCAAUCAAGAGAGAUCCUCUUUCCAUAGCCUUGCUUUCUGGGACUUUUGAAAUUGACGAGGGUAAGCCCUAAUGGGCAUGUCUUGAUUGCCUGCAGCAGAAUCAGCUUUAUUUGUGAUCAGCUAAGGCAGGGAGAGACUGGAUUUCUUCCAGCCAAAAAUGAGGCUCUGGCCUGGACUGUGUAUAUAUACUAGUAUACAUUGUUCCACAUGUGCACUUUAAGCCCCAGGCGGAAGUUGUAUGCCUGCAGACUUCUGCAAACCUUCAGUCAUGUUCCCUCAGUCCUAGGUACCCCCCUUUAAAAGUGAAGUUCAAUUUUCUGAUCACUGUGAAUGCCUUGUAAUGUAAAAUCCCCAUGGACAGAUGGGUUUGCUGUAUAUUCUUGCAAUUGCACUUUCCUGCUUUUUUCUUUGUGUUUCAUUGUUGAGGUCUGCCCUUCCCCUUUCAACUCACAGGUGCUACCUCCAGUUGAGUUUGUUUGUGAUUUCUUGAAUUUCUCUUCCCAGACUCUUCCCUCUCACCACCUUCAUUCCAGCUCUCUGGCACCUACAGUCCAAAUAGAAUAUGGGGAGCUAUGGCUCCUUCUACACUGCCGUAUAACAUCCAGGUUAUCUGCUUUGAACUGGAUUAUAUGGCAGUGUAGACUCGUAGAAUCCAGUUCAAAGCAGACAAUGUGGAUUAUCUGCUUUGAUAAUCUGUAUUAUAUGGCAGUAUAGAAGGGGCCUCCAUUCCUUCUUGAGGAACUCAACAAUCAGAGGGAUUGCCAUGGAAAAUAGACUUCCUUGUCACACAACUGUCUCAAAGAUAAUGUGCCACUUGUUUUUCAGGAGCCUUAUAUAGCUCUCUGGGAUAGAUUUUCCUGCCCACGUUUCUUUGGCAAUAUCCUAUCACCCUGGAAUUGUUCACAAUGCUAAAAGGACAAUCAAAAUAGCCAAGGAGGUUUGCAAUUCUAAACUGGGUGAGAAGGCAGGUGAAAUCCAAUGAAAUUUUGACUAAUCCAGUAAAAAGUUUUGUCUUCCUCUUAAGGCAGAUACUUUCCAUGGCUUUCAUUCUUAUGACUUGCUACUUUCAGUCCCUUUUUUGCAGGGUGAAAAGCCAUUCCCUUUUCAUUUCCACAAGGCUUUCAAAGCUGCAGUCAGCUCUCCGUUUGCAGGACAGACAUUGCGGAGGACUGCUGCUGGGUAACGUGGAGCUGCUGUAUUCAGAUGGCAGAGCACCACCUUGUCUAAACCAAAGUACAACAGGAGAGAGUUGGAACUCUUAAAUGACGUGAUGGCGAUGUAGCGGAGUCAAAUCCUGCUCUUGGAAAUUUUCAUGGGCAGUUGCUUUUUGCAUGUUUGGUUUGAUGCUGAUAAGGUGAGCAGCUUAUAUGGAAAGUAACCACUUUGCUUGUGCGGCUACCAUCUUUAGAUGCUUUUGUGGAGCUGCUUUUGUUGGAAAUCUUGCAUGGUCUCCAUGUGUCACUCCUGUAGAGACUGGAUCUGGAUAGAUAGGAAAGGGAUUCUGUAUGGGACAGGGAACACAGAUACGGUGGGCAUGCAUUUAAACAUCCCACCCACUAAUGAACCUCGAAUCACAAGCAUUCCUGGCCUUCAGAUCAUAUUUCUCUGCAAAGUUGUUCCCUCCAGGCAAGUUUUUGCUUCUUAAUUGACAAAAAAGGGAAAUACAGGGUUGGUAAAUUCCAAACCAUUACAGGCAGAGAUCUUUUUCUCCCCUCAAAUCGUUUUCUACUGUUUAAAGACACUCCUUGGUCUUCCUUUUGUGAUGUAUGGAUCCAAAUGCACUGUAUUUAUUUUGUAAGUAUUAGUCACAGAAAACACUCUAUACUAUAUAUCUACAGAAAGUGUUGAGCAGCUUGAAGUACUGCUGCUGAAAAAUGCUGAGAUGAUGACACCUGCAUGUUCACGUAGAGGAACUUUCUUUUAAAUUCUAUGUAUUAUUUUUUUACAAGAUUAAAUCAGAUUUAAAACACUA